Messenger RNA from Myotis daubentonii (Daubenton's bat), 612 nucleotides. RefSeq names its product ATP synthase F(0) complex subunit C2, mitochondrial-like. Bases 42 to 464 code for a protein of 140 amino acids. The record is from RefSeq and is a predicted model, not a curated record. Lineage: Eukaryota; Metazoa; Chordata; Mammalia; Chiroptera; Vespertilionidae. The transcript has a single exon.
GUCUUCUCUGCAAUGGGAGCAGCUCCCCUCAUCCCCUGAAAAUGUAUGCCUGCACCAAGUUUGUGUCCACCCCCUCCUUGGUCCGGAGCACCUCUCAGCUGAGCCGGUCAAUGUCUGCAGUGGUGCUGAAACGACCAGAGACACUGACAGAUGAGAGCCUCAGCAGCUUGGCAGCCCCACGUCCCCUGACCUCGCUUAUUUCUAGCUGUAGCUUCCAAACCAGUACCAUUUCAAGGGACAUCGACACAGCAGCCAAGUUCAUUGGGGCUGGGGCCGCCACAGUAGGGGUGGCAGGCUCUGGGGCUGGAAUUGGGACUGUGUUUGGGAGCCUCAUCAUUGGUUAUGCCAGGAACCCUUCUCUGAAGCAACAGCUCUUCUCCUACGCCAUUCUGGGCUUUGCCCUCUCAGAGGCCAUGGGGCUCUUUUGUCUGAUGGUGGCCUUUCUCAUCCUCUUCGCCAUGUGAAGGAGCUGUCUCCACCUCCCAUAGUUCUUUUUCCCGUGUCUUGUCUGCCCUGUAUGUUCCUUUUCCUAUACCUUCCUAGGCAGCCUGGGGAAAGUGGUUGGCUCAGGGUUUGACAGAAGGAAGACAAAUAAAUACUGUAUUAAUAAGA